AUGGUGGUCACAAAGAAUACUAAAAAGUCUCUGGAGUCGAUCAACUCUAGGCUCCAGAUUGUUAUGAAAAGUGGAAAGUACAUUCUGGGGUACAAACAGACUCUGAAGAUGAUCAGACAAGGCAAAGCAAAGUUGGUUAUCCUCGCUAACAACUGCCUAGCUUUGAGGAAAUCUGAAAUUGAAUACUAUGCCAUGUUGACUAAAACUGGUGUCCAUCACUACUGUGGCAAUAAUAUUGAAUUGGGCACAGUGUGUGGAAAAUACUACAGAGUAUACACACUGGCUAUCAUUGACCCAGGUGAUUCUGAUAUUAUCAGAAGCCUGCCAGAACAAACAGGGUGA
This is a messenger RNA of Rattus norvegicus (Norway rat), 342 nucleotides long. The record is from RefSeq and is a predicted model, not a curated record. Lineage: Eukaryota; Metazoa; Chordata; Mammalia; Rodentia; Muridae.